UCAAGUAAAAUUAAGUAGAACAUUUACACUGCUGUUGACAUUCAGAGAUUAGCCAUCACAUUUAUUUUCACUAUGGUUGAACUAUGACCUCAAAUUAAUGACACACACACACAUUCAAUAUUCUCUUAUCUCAACAUUGUCAGUUGAUUGUUCUGCUAAGAAAGUGCUGUUGAAGUUCUGUUCACAUUAUCUAUUUGUGAGAAAAUGGACAUACAAUUCAAAGGUAAAAGAGCAUUGGUCACUGGAGCUGGCAAAGGUAUUGGACGAGCAAUUGCUAUGAAGCUUGCACUUUGUGGUGCUGAGACUGUAGCAAUAAGUAGAACACAAGCAGAUUUGGAUUCUUUAAAGGCUGAGUCUCCCUCCAUUGAAACCCAUGUCAUUGAUCUUAGUGUCUGGUCGUCUGCUAAAAAAGCUCUUGAAGCCUUGGGACACUUUGACCUCCUAGUCAAUAAUGCUGGCGUGUCCAGAAUAGCUCCAUUCACUGAGGUCACUGAAGAAGACUUUGAUUAUGUUUUCAACACAAAUUUCAAGGCACUAUUCAAUGUAUCACAGGUGGUUGCUAAGUCUAUGAAAGAGAAAAAAUCUGGUGGUGCUAUAGUUCAUGUGUCAAGUGCAGCCUCUAAACAGGGACUUAACAAUCAUGCUGUUUACUGUUCUACCAAAGGAGCUGUGGAUUCAUUGACUAUGGUUAUGGCCCUUGAGCUAGGACCUCAUAAGAUUCGAACUAACGCCGUGAAUCCAACAGCCACAAUGACUGACAUGGGAAAGUACGCAUGGAGUGACCCUCAAAAAUCUAAACCUCUUCUCAACAGAAUUCCAUUGGGUCGUUUUGCUGAAGUGGAUGAUGUGGUGGAGGCUGUAUUGUGGCUGCUGAGUGACAGAGCCAGUUACAUCAACGGUGUCACGCUUCCUGUAGAGGGAGGUCUCCUUGUGGCCUAACGCCAAGACUUUCUAUACCUAUCCAGUAGUUGGCAUUUACUAAUGAACAUUGUUAAAACUUAUGCUGAACAUUUGUCGUAUUUUAGGGAGUAUUCAUUUUAAAAUGUGAAAUGUGAAUGUUCUAGUUGUUCAGUGCUAUAUGCCUACUGUUAUGUAUGUUACCUGUAUACUUGAUACCAAGUCAGAUUAUUAAUUUGUUUACUGUAAAGAAAAUGCACGAUAAGAUACAAGAUUUCCAUUUUCUAUUGUAUUAUUUUUAUUCAACAUUUUACAGUGUUGCUUUAUACACUCUACAUCUUUGUUAAUUUAAUAAACACACAUACAAUAUAUCUACACCCAUUCCACUCAGACCCUAACAUGAUAUGAGCAAGCAUUGUAUGUCUACAUAUGAUUAUUUGCAUGCCUUCAUAUGAUGUAUCUGUAUAUCUACACCUAAUGUAUGUGUAUUUCUUCAUAUAUCUACACAAGUAUGUCAUCAUUCUGUGUUCAAUAAAGUUCGUUUUUAACAAAAGGAAGAAAGAGUUCUUUUUGACUGAUUUAUCUAAAACGAAAUUACGUUCAAAUUAAAAACUUUGAUUUUAUCAUAAAAAAAACGGAAUCAUUUAGAUCAUUUGUUACGGUGUUCCUUUAGUAAUAAUAAUAUCUGCGAGAAAAAAAAAUUUUGAUGUGAUUUUGAGGGGCCCAGAAAGCGAACCCUAUCAACCCUGACCUGAUUCGUGGCUACAGAAAGAUAAAACAGUGUCAGAGUUUCGCUUCAGAAAGACGUCAUCUUAAACAAACAAAAUGUCGUAGCCACUGUAUCGCCUCACUUGGUUGGAAAGAUAGAAUCAAUGAAGUUCACGGUGUAGACACUAUGUCACUUUGUGUUCAAGAAUAGAUGAAAGUAAUAAAUUCAUUCCGAUAAUUCUCCAUUGUUUCAAGAGGAAAGUCUGUGCAUUUGAUAUCGAAAGCAGGUUUGACGUCCUAUGCCAUUGGGCUCUCUGGCUACGUGCCAGACUUUUCAAAAGGACCAAGGCCACGACACUCAACAGGUACCGACGUCUCGUGUAUCGAUCAUUGGGUCGAUGAAAGAAAGAACUCAGGUAUACAUGUGUAUUCAAAUGUGUUAACUCAGAUGUGUAACAUGAAAUUAUAAUGUGUAGCAACAGAUGAUGGGCUGUUCAAAGUAUGUAAGCAAGACCCUAUUCAGGGGAGGACAACUUGUGCUGUUACUUGGAGCUAUUUGUUACGUAGUAGCUUUAUCCACAGCCAACUGGGUGGUCAGACCUAAAAUAGACAGCGUUAGACGAAACAUCAACUUAACAGAGACCAAAGUGGUUUCAAACUUCGGCAUUUUCCGAGCGUGCCGACAGAUUGCUUCGGAUAAAGGUGACAACGACAGUGACGAUUGUGGAGACAUUACCGACACCAUCCCAUCCAUUAGUCCUCACGCAGCCAAAUACGUCCAGUUCGCUAUGGUGGUUGCCGGUAUUUUUUAUGGAACUUCACUUGUAUUAGAAAUAGUGCAAGUUCUACCAAUCCAGAAAUAUCCAAACUUUCUUGCAGAGAAUCGAGUUGUCGAGCUAUUUUCAAGCAUUGCAACUGUGUUGAUACUUCAAGGAAUUCUUAUAUUCGCUGGUGAAGUGAAAAACAAAGCACAGCGUGUGGCAGGUCAAGAAGAUGAAAAGCCUGGAUGGUCAUUUAUAGUAGCACUCAUUGGUCUGAUUCUGAGUAUUAUUGGCUUACUUUUGGUCACUAUGUUCAGAGAGUUGCCUUUUCCUGAGGCAGGAAUCAAAGGUGGUUCUUGGUUAAACAGAAAUGAAAGCAGCAAAUAAGUAUUACAUUUUUUAAAAGUUUCAAACUGAUUCCCACAUACAAAUGUUAUGAAAGCUCUGAUCUUCAUGUGAUCACUUACUAUGAAGUAUACAUUAGAAAAAUGCAAAUAAUUUAAAUAUAUUCUAUGAAGAAGAAAAAAUUGAAGUGCUAUUCUUUUUUUUUUUUUUAGAUUAAGAACUUUUAUUUUGUUUUGCAAUUUAGAAAUUAAAUGACCAGGUAUCUUACAUAUGAAUUAUAUUGAUAAUGCAUAUCUUUUUAUUGUUAUACUAUUUUUGUGUACUACCAACAGGUUCAAUCAUUUGUAAGUGCAUUUGUAUAUAAACUGUAUGUAAUGUGCAUUAUGCUAAAUGUUAAAAUAUAUAUUUAUAAAGGUUUAAUGAUUUUUAUUUGGUUUAAGAGAUAUUUUUUAAAAUUAAAACAGUAUUUUCAAAAUAUUAGCA
Messenger RNA from Biomphalaria glabrata, 3194 nucleotides. RefSeq names its product L-xylulose reductase-like. The transcript has 13 exons. The coding region runs from base 205 to 939 and encodes 244 amino acids. The record is from RefSeq and is a predicted model, not a curated record. Gene Ontology annotation, molecular function: carbonyl reductase (NADPH) activity; L-xylulose reductase (NADPH) activity. Gene Ontology annotation, cellular component: plasma membrane. NCBI's taxonomy places the organism in Eukaryota, Metazoa, Mollusca, Gastropoda, Planorbidae. Gene Ontology annotation, biological process: xylulose metabolic process; glucose metabolic process.